AUGCCGCUGAAGUCAGAAAGAGAAUGUGCCAGCAGCUGUUCUGUGACACCAUCAGAACACAGUAACCGAGAUGAGGAUGCAUCUGACUCAGAUUAUGAGAGUGACCAUGGAGAGGACCGCUUUGAUCAUUUAGGAAAGCUGAUGAACAUCCGAUGGAUUGGUCCUGGGAGGACAUUACCUAUUCUUGCUUUUGAUACAAAAGGCUUUUUUGGAGCAGAUCCAAGUUUGAAAAAUGUUGGAGUACAGAACAAUCUAGCCUGUAAAGUCACAGGAGAUUCUCAGAUAUUGAGAGAAAUACUAACAGCACAUGGAUUCCGUGAGGUUGGCAUGUUACAGAGGCGCUACAAUUUGGCAUGGACUGGUAGACACACUAAACCAUCCUAUGUCAGGAAAAUGGCCUAUUGUCAUGUGAUUAAUCACUUUCCAGGAACCGAAGAACUGACAAGAAAAGACAAACUAUAUAAAAACAUUAUAAGAAUGCAGGAAACUAAGGGCAAAGAACAUUUUGAUUUUGUACCUGUGAGCUUCAAAUUGCCAACUGAAUACAGGUCUCUUCGGUCUCACUACAAAAAAGAACGAGGGCUGUAUAUUGUGAAGCCGGUGUCCUUGUCCAGAGGAAGAGGGGUAUUUGUAAUCGAUAAUCCAAAGAAAAUUAACAGCAUUCAUGUGGAGGGACCAGGAGAUUAUCGCCAUGAAACCAGACACAAGAACAUUGUCAGCAAAUAUAUUCCAAAUCCUUUGAUCAUCAAUGGAUACAAAUGUGACUUGAGGAUCUACGUAACUGUGACCUCGUUUGACCCGGUGGUUAUUUACAUGUACAGCGAAGGGCUGACCAGGUUUGCAACUGUCAAAUAUGAUUUAACCUUGAAUGACCUCAAUGACAGAUGCAUGCACUUGACUAAUUAUAGCAUCAAUAUGGAAAAUGAGCAGUAUGUCAAGAACAUUGACUCAAAUGUGGAGAAUGAAGGCAGCAAAUGGUCACUAGGAGCUCUGCUGCGCUAUUUUAAAUCCCAAGGCAAAGACACCGCAGCGAUAAUGCAAAGCAUAGAAGAUGUUGUAAUCAAAACAAUCUUGUCUGUAGAGUGGAAGGUCGGCUCAUGCUGUAAGAGAUACAUGCAGCAUCGCCACAACUGCUUUGAGCUGUUUGGAUUUGACAUUCUACUGGAUGAUAAAUACAAGCCAUGGCUGAUUGAAGUCAACUUGUCUCCUUCACUAGGAUGUGAUACCCCACUGGAUGUGAAAGUGAAAAGUAAUAUGCUUUGUGAUUUGUUGAAUCUCGUUGGUAUUCGGUGUUAUGAUCCCCACAUGCAAAAUCUUGGAAGCUGUGAGCGUAGAACUGUGCUUACUUUACUCAGAAACAGAUUAAAGAACUCUUAUGGCCACUAUUAUUACCGAUUGUGCCGAGAUGCUUGCCAUCGAGCUUGGGGUCUGAGACACUCAAGACAGCGCCUGAAGACACUGUUGGAUUUGGAGAAUAAUUGGGCCUCAUAUACAGCACCAGGAGGAAAACGCAACAAAGCUGUGGAUUUCUUGGCAACUUUGACCCACGCUGAAGUUGAAAUGAUUCAGAAAGUGAGGGAAGAGGAUGCUCGCAGAUUUGGCUGGGUUCGGAUCUUUCCUACUUCAGACAGUUGGGAUACUUACCACUCCUUCAUGGAUUUUCCCACAACCAACAACCUGGUACUGCAUCAGAGACUCUACCCUGAAAGACACAAAGUGAUGACCGCAGGAAGGUCUCCACUGGCUGGCUUAGUGACACCUUCAUCAUCGGUGAAUGAGCUCUUCUUUGAGUUGACAGGUCAGAGAAAAGAUAAGAGUGAGAAAGUUAGUAAAGCUUUCAUUGAGAAUCUUCAAAGGAUUCGUCAGUAUGAGACUCCACUCACCGUGGUGCCCUCUAAUAAAUUCCGCCACAAGCAUGUUGAACCCACCAGCACACAAGGGGACUCAAACCCUUCGUGGAGUGAAUCAGUAACAACUACUAGAGAUCUGCCAGGAAAGCCCUGCACACACAGACAGACUGAUGAGUUGCCAGUGGUUAGCAGCAGAUCCUGCCAAGUUAACCUGACCACUGAAAGUGCAGCAACAGAGCUUCAGGAGCUGGGCGAUCAAAUCUGCACAUCCAUAGAUAAAAACUACAGUGUAACAGAGCUUCUGAACAAUGGCCGUUUACUCAGCCACUCACAGGCUAGAAAGGUCUUCACUGUGUAUCUGCUUCGGGUUCAUAGAAUGCUGUUGAUGGAUUAUGGAGAUGGUGUGGAUCAAGAACAAGUGGAUGAUCUUUCUCACUUGAUGCUGCUUGUGACGCACUUCCUGAAGCAGUGUGUUCAGUACAUGGUCAUGCCACUACACUUGCAGCUGUCUGGACACUUUACAUCUGUGGCCGAUCAGAGAGUACAGCUGGCCAAGAUAUUGUCCAAGUUUAUACAGCUGUACGUAGAGGAAACCAAUUCUCAGAAAGCUGCUGGUGACCAGGUAUCAAACGACAGAAUCAUUUUGAAGGAUGAUCAGUUUGAGCAGUACAUCUAUAAUGCAGAUGUAAAGGAGCUGGAGAGGUUACUCACAGCUUACUCUGAACAUCAUGAUCCGGUUAUUACAUUUUUAGGGCAGCACUUGAAAGGAGCUGAGUGCAAGCACCCUUCUGAUAAGAGGCGUCAAGUACACACUGUGCAGACUUGA
Candidula unifasciata is the source of this 2676-nucleotide messenger RNA. The record is from the annotation of a GenBank genome assembly. Lineage: Eukaryota; Metazoa; Mollusca; Gastropoda; Stylommatophora; Geomitridae.